CGUUGGCAUUUCACCUUCGUUGCUGUGAAAAACACCGUGCAGGCAGCUUUCCACCGUAACACUUUUUCGUGAAAAUCAACCAAAGAAAAGUGUGCUCCAAAUCGGUACGAUGGCGCUCCGAUUGUUUCGCUUGAGCCAAGAUGUGGUUACGCCGCUGAUCAAGCGUAACUGUACCGUUUCGGCGUUUGAACUCCAGCACAAGAAUCCCGUCCAACGAAAGGUGGAACAAAUCCCGAAAGCACAGUAUGGUGGCCGCCACACGGUGACGAUGCUACCGGGCGGAGGUAUCGGUCCGGAGUUGAUGAGCUACGUAAGGGAGGUGUUUCGGUUUGCCGGUGUGCCAGUGGACUUUGAAAUCGUCGACAUCGACCCGGCCAGUGAAGGAAACGAUGACCUCGAGUAUGCGAUCACGUCGAUUAAGCGGAACGGUGUUGCCAUCAAGGGUAAUAUUGAAACCAAAUCGGAAGCGACCGGUAUUCUGUCCCGUAAUGUUGCCCUCCGUAACGAGCUGGAUUUGUUCGUCAACGUGCUGCACUGCAAAUCGUUCAAUGCGAUACCAGCCCACCAUCAGAAUGUGGAUGUUGUGAUCGUGCGACAGAAUACCGAGGGCGAGUAUGCCAUGCUGGAGCACGAAAGUGUACGCGGUGUGGUGGAAAGCAUGAAGGUGGUUACGGUCGAAAAUGCGGCCCGCGUGGCGCGGUUUGCGUUCGAGUUCGCCAAGAACAACAACCGUAAGAAGGUGACCACCAUCCACAAGGCCAACAUCAUGAAGCUGGCCGAUGGGUUGUUCUUGAAGGUGGCCCGUGACAUUGCCAAGGAGUAUCCGGAUAUUCAGCACAACGAUAUGAUCAUUGAUAAUUGCUGCAUGCAGCUCGUUUCGAAUCCGCAUCAGUUCGACGUGAUGAACACGACUAAUCUGUAUGGUAGUAUUACAUCGAAUGUGCUUUGCGGUUUAGUCGGUGGUGCUGGUCUGUUUUCCGGCCGUAACUAUGGUGAUCAUUAUGCCGUUUUCGAACCGGGCACCCGUAACACCGGUACGGCCAUCGCUGGUAAGAACGUUGCCAACCCGGUUGCGAUGUUAAAUGCGGCGGUGGAUAUGUUGUACCAUCUGGGGCAUCGCUAUCAUGCGGAUUGCAUCUCCGACGCUCUUCACAAAACGAUCGACAUCGAUGGAAUUCACACACCUGACCUUGGCGGUAGUAACACCAGCACCGACAUCGUUCAGAACGUGCUGAAGCAUCUGGCCGAGAAGAGAACAUACUGGCAACAUGGAUUAUUGUACAAUAUUUAAACGCUUAUACUACCCCGGGGGAAAAAAUGGUUCCCGGCGUAUGCGUACAUGUGAGAAGUUAGGCUAGAACCGAAAACGAAGACAAAAAACAAACAAACUUAACCUAAACCAAAGGUCCUAACUCUGCAAACCUCUAGUACACUUCCACUUCCACCUUUAUCCACCAAUAUCCAAUUAUUUUCUUUUCGGUUCAUAACAUCUAAUCGCCAUUCUGGGGGUUUGGGGUGUUUGUGUGUACAGCAAUGCUCUAUUGGUGGAUGGGAUUUGUUUCCUUUCUGUGGCAAUGGAUGAUAGAGACAAAAUCGGCAAAAAAAACAUCGAAGGAGAAAUCAUUUGAAUGGAAGCAUAAAUCGGCAUUAUAAGGAAAGUGUUACAUUGGACGUUGGUGAGGAAAUUGAGAAGCUAUUUUCAACUGUUGGCAAAUUUUGAGGGUUUACGAGUGACAAACAAAGAGAAUUAUAAAAACGAAAAAAAUUACAAAAAAUCCAAAUUUACAAACAAACUGAUAUCUGUUUCCAAAUCUUGUCCACCACUGUUGUGCUGUCGUGAUUAUUCCAUCAUAAAGUUGUGUGACUUUUCAAUUACGUUAGUUCAUCCCGUAUUAUGUUGUUUGGUAUAUUGUUUUGUUGUUAAACUAUAACAUUUUUUUAUGUUCUUUUCUUUCUGUUUGUGAGUUUUGUUCACUUAUUCCUAUGUUUUCCUGUUGCCAAUGACGUAAAAUCGCAAAAAAAACAAGAAAUUUUGUUGCAAUAUUGAAUCCUUUACUUUAAGUUAAUUCUUACCUUGAAAUGAU
Molecule: messenger RNA, 2084 nt
Organism: Anopheles funestus (African malaria mosquito)
Lineage: Eukaryota; Metazoa; Arthropoda; Insecta; Diptera; Culicidae
Gene: Idh3g
Product: isocitrate dehydrogenase [NAD] subunit gamma, mitochondrial
Exons: 6
Coding region: 110-1291 (393 amino acids)
Biological process (GO): tricarboxylic acid cycle; isocitrate metabolic process
Cellular component (GO): mitochondrion
Source: RefSeq, a predicted model, not a curated record